Schistocerca americana (American grasshopper) is the source of this 2107-nucleotide messenger RNA. RefSeq names its product DNA repair protein RAD51 homolog 3-like. Gene Ontology annotation, cellular component: Rad51C-XRCC3 complex; Rad51B-Rad51C-Rad51D-XRCC2 complex; replication fork. NCBI's taxonomy places the organism in Eukaryota, Metazoa, Arthropoda, Insecta, Orthoptera, Acrididae. Gene Ontology annotation, molecular function: ATP hydrolysis activity; crossover junction DNA endonuclease activity; ATP binding. The transcript has 8 exons. The coding region runs from base 206 to 1198 and encodes 330 amino acids. Gene Ontology annotation, biological process: DNA repair; reciprocal meiotic recombination; meiotic DNA recombinase assembly. The record is from RefSeq and is a predicted model, not a curated record.
UAAAUUGUUAGUCCGAGACGUAACAUAAGAAUCAUUUAUGACUGGGUUGAGUAUCAGCUGUCAGGAGGGGAAUUAAGUGUGUUUAUAUUUCAUAAGUCGAAGAUGUUACCGAAUUUACGCCAAAAACUGUUGAAUAGGGCGUAAAUAUUGAGAUAUAUCGGUUACACGUGAGAACUAUGCAGACUCAAUACAGUGGACUAUUACGAUGACAACACCAAGUUUAAUACCGCUAGUAGCACUACCAAUACCAGGAGACAUUCUUUCAUGUCUCCAGUCUGCCGGUUACCUUUAUUACGAAGACAUCGAACAAGAAGAGGGCUCUCCAGCUGAUAAUAUAGUUAAAAAAUUUGCAAGUAAUACAAAACUGUUUUGGAAAGCUGUUAUGUCACCACCUGAAGUAAAGACGGCACUUGACAUCUGGCAGGAGGAGAGUCAGCUGUUUGGCAUUGUGACUUUCUGCAAAGCAAUUGAUGACAUGUUAGAUGGAGGUAUUCCACUGCAGAGCAUCACAGAAUUUUGUGGAGCUCCAGGUUCAGGGAAGACACAGCUCUGCUUGCAGCUUUGUGUUGAUGUGCAGAUUCCGAGCAUAUUUGGUGGUCAUGAAGCAGAAGCUGUGUAUAUAGACACAUCAAGCAGUUUCACAUUGAUUAGAUUGUCAGAUAUGGCUGAUGCUUGCAUCAGUCAUUGUUCUUUAAUUGCCAGACAACAAGGUAAACCCCCUGCCUCAAGUUUCACAAUGGAAGCAAUAAAAAAUGGCAUAUCUUAUUUAUCAGUAACAAACCACAUACAGCUGUUGGCUGCAGUCUUUCAACUCAGUGACAUUUUAGAAAAAAGAAAUGUAAAAUUGAUUGUCAUUGAUAGUAUUACAUUCCCUCUCCUAUAUGGAGAACUGAGCAGCAUCCAGAGAACAAGACUGUUGCAUCAGAUCCUUGAUGAAUUGCAUCUGUGUGCUAAAAAAUUCAAAGUUGCGGUCGUUGUAACAAAUCAGUUGACUACAAAAGUCUUUGGUGAUGGCACCUCACAAGUUGUUCCAUCACUGGGAGAAAGUUUUGGUCACCGUAUCAGUCAUCGCAUCAUGUUAGGAGCUGAGAGAGGUGGCACUUUUGCAGCAGUGCUCUUGAAAAGUGCUGUGUACCCAUGUGCUUCUGUCGGCUUUCAGAUAUCAAAUAUUGGAGUGAGAGAUAUUGGCAAUGGCUAACACCACAACUAUUAAUUGCCAUGUGAUGUUUAAAACUUCAUGCAUGUUGAGACUGAGACCAGGAAGUGGUUCUUGAGCACAGUAUACAUAUGUUUAUAUUCCAGACAAAAAUUAGUUUUUUAUCAUGUGUGUCUUAAUGAUUCUUUUAUUUACUUGUGAAAGAAAGCCUUUGUUUGUACUGUGUAAAUUUUUUGACCAAAAUUAUUGUUUGUAAACUGUCCAGUAGCUAAAGAAAUAUAUGUACACUCUAUUAUAAAAUUAUUAAUAGUUUUGUAACCUUGGUUACUAUUGUAAUCACAUGAAAUUGAAAUUGUAUUAAAAUAAAAAUAUUAAGAUUCGAAUUCGGUGUCUUGAGCUUCGAGCUCUUCUUCUUCUUCUUCUUUUUUAAAUUCAAAGGCUGUAAGAAAAUUGCCAAGUCACCUGAAAAAGUGUUCUCUCUCUCUCUCUCUCUCUCUCUCUCUCUCUCUCUCUCUCUCUGUUGCCUCUUUCUUGUUGUAGUGGCACAUCCAUUAAAUUUUUUAUCUUUAUUGGGCAGGCUCUGUCUUCAACUCGUGUAAUAACUAUUAUAAUAUGGACUUACCCUAUGUCCUCUUAAAUUUUUCUCGUUUAAAGGCCUUAUUCUAUAAAGAGGACAAAAUUUUAAUUUUUUCUGACUUUUCAAACCUGUGCUUAUGUCCUUAAUCUAAUGGUGUUUUCACAUUGACUCCAUGAAGUCACCAAAGUCUAGAAAUGUAAGUUCCCCAUCCUGACCCUCAAGGUGCCAUUAACAUUUAAUUUGCUUUGGUUUGAGAUUCAGGUCUUUGAAUUCAUGUUGAAAAUGACAUUGUUAGUGCAGCAGCCUGUGAAUAAGUAAUAUGUUGAAUUUCUUUUGUAUGUAACUGUUUGUAAUAAAAGAAACUAUGACAGCUA